Molecule: messenger RNA, 620 nt
Organism: Funneliformis mosseae
Lineage: Eukaryota; Fungi; Glomeromycota; Glomeromycetes; Glomerales; Glomeraceae
Source: the annotation of a GenBank genome assembly
AUGGCUUGCGCAAAAUUAUGCGGAAGUAUUGGAGGCAGAAAAGAUAUUAUUCGAAACUUUGAUUAUUAUUGUAACUGGGGUGGUGAACAAGCCUCGAAAGCUCUUUACAUACUUGACAAAUUUGAUGCACACAUCAAUACCAACGAUGUUAAAGCUUUUGGAAAGAUAUCUAUUAAAGUUAAAACUCGUAGUAAUCAAUUGAUAUUAACUGAAAAAAAGGUGAUCGAAUCUAACAUAGUUGAACAGCAUUUCAUUGCAUGCGAUAAUUUGUUAUCUGAGCAUAAGGAAUAUAUAUCCACAGAUGUGGAUUAUAAUCAGAAAGAUUUUAAGAACGAUUACGGUAAACAAGAUGGUAAUGUUGAAGAAAUGAAGAAUUCAGAUUAUGAGAAUUUUACGGAAAGGUACCAAAACAUGGAUAAUGAUAGGAAAUGGAAAUUAACUACUGAACUGAACGAAAUCAAGGAAUAUAAAUAUAAGAAACUCCCAGAUAUGACGACAGAUUUGUUGCGAUAUUUAAACAGUUUUCGUAAAUAUAAUACUCGAGAUCUUAGAAAAGCUGUGUUUGAAACUCAAAGUUGGUAUAUGCCCUUUAAUCGUGAUACUCAUUUUGAUUUGACUGG